UAUUGAAGAAGGCUACGAUCUGCCCGAUUAGCAAGAUGCCGGCCGUUCACAAAUUACUUCUGGAAGAAGCCUUACAGGACAGCCCACAGACUCGGUCCCUUCUCAGUGUGUUUGAGGAGGAUGCAGGGACCCUCACAGACUACUCCAAUAAGCUGCUCCAGACUAUGCAAAGAGUGUAUGGGGCCCAGAGCGAGAUGGGCUUGGCAACAGAGCAGCUUUCCAAGCAGCUUCUGGAGUACGAGAAGCAGAAUUUCGCUCUUGGGAAAGGAGAUGAGGAAGUGAUCAGCACACUGCAGCACUUUGCCAAAACAGUGGAGGAGCUCAACAGCCUGCACUCGGAGCUAGCCAGCCUGAUAGCGGAUAGGAUGGUGUACCCUAUGAUCCAGUUCAGAGAGAAGGACCUCACAGAAAUAAGCACCAUGAAAGAGAUAUUCGGCAUCGCCACUGAUGAACACGAGGCUGCCAUGGUCAAGUACAGCCGGCUGCCCAAGAAGAGGGAGAAUGAAAAGGCGAAAGCGGAGGUGGUCAACGAGGUGGCCUUCGCCAGGAGGAAGCAGCACCAGGCCUCCAUGCAGUACUACUGCGCGCUCAACGCCCUGCAGUACCGCAAGAGAGUGGCCAUGCUGGAGCCCAUGCUGGGCUACACGCACGCACAGAUAAACUUCUUCAAGAAAGGCAUGGAGCUGGUGACGAAGAAGAUGGACACUUUUCUGUCUUCGGUGUCCAGUAUGACGCAAAGUAUUCAGUCACAGCUGGACGCUGAGGCGGAGAGCAUGCGUAUGACCCAAAGAGAUCUGCUGUCUGUUGAGGACACCGUGUACAUGCCCGAUCGGGACCAGGACCCUGUCAACCGCACGCUUAUCCAGAAAGCAGGCUACCUCAACAUCCGGAACAAAACGGGCCUGGUCACCACAGCCUGGGACCGGCUGUACUUCUUCACCCAGGGAGGGAACCUCAUGUGCCAGCCGCGAGGCGCGGUCGCCGGGGGCAUGGUGAUGGACCUGGACAAUAGCUCCGUCAUGGCCGUGGAGUGCGAGGACCGGCGCUACUGCUUCCAGAUCACCUCGCCCACGGGGAAAACUGUUGUGUCAUACCAUCAUUUUUCAUGGAAUAAUAACAGGUCUAUAAUUCUGCAGGCAGAGAGCAAAAAGGAAUAUGAAGAGUGGAUUUGUACCUUGAACAACAUCUCCAGACAGAUAUACCUGACUGACAACCCAGAGGCCGUGGCCAUCAGGCUCAAUCAGACCGCCAUCCAGGCCGUCACGCCCAUCACCAGCUUCGAGAAGAGACAGGAGGGCUCGCCCAACCCCGACAGGGCGAAGCCCGGUGGGGUGGUGGUCACUGCGGCAGCCUCCCAGAAGCCCACGGUGGCUCCUGAGCCAGACGACCUGAUUGCCCCGGGAACGCCCAUUCAGUUUGACAUCAUGCUCCCUGCCUCGGAGUUCCAGGACCAGAACCGAGCCGGGGGAAGACGGACCAACCCCUUUGGUGAAACAGAGGAGGACUCCUCUUCUGACUCUGAUGACUCGCUGCUGCAGCAGGUUUUCGCGGUGAGGUUCCUGGGCUCCAUGGCGGUGCGCUCGGGCCACUCACAGGAAGUCAUCUACGAGGCCAUGAGGCAGGUGCUGGCUGCCCGCGCCAUCCACAACAUCUUCAAGACCUCCGAGUCCCAUCUGAUGGUCACCAGCAACAGUUUGAGGCUGAUUGACCCGCAGACACAGGUUACCAGGAUCACUUUCCAGCUCGGGGACGUGACCCAGUUUGCGGCCCACCAGGAGGACGGGCGGCUCAUGGGCUUUGUGGUGGAGGGCCGAGACUGGAGCGAGGGGGAGGAGGAGGGCACGCCCUCGUUCAGCGCGUUUGUGUUCGAGAGCCACACCGAGGGAGAAAAAAUAUGCUACACAAUAAGCUUAGGGAAGGAGAUUAUAGAGGCAAAGAAGGACCCAGAAGCAUUGGCCCAGCUGAUGAAGUCCAUGCCGCUAACCAACGAUGGCAAGUUCCUCCUGCUGGAAAGCGAGAGUGGUGACACGUCUAACGGUGGCGGGGAGGAGGACCUGGAGUCCGAAGCCUGAACCCUUUCCCCCUUUCCCCUUUCCCCUUUUCAGAGGCCGGGCGUUCCACCCAAUCCCACCCCCCUCCCCCCUCCCCCCGACCUCUUCAUGGGCGUCAAAAGUCGCAAAGCUCAUGAUCUCACCCCUCUGUCCAUUAUACAUCUUGCUAACGAUUAGCUCCAUUGAGAUUCUGAUACAAAGGGACUUUUCUGUUUUACCUAAUUUGGGUUACUUCUUUUUCCACCGGGGGUGUCGUUGUUAAUGAUGUACUUAACGAAGGGCAGGACCUCUUUCCGAACUCUCAUAGGUUUACAUGUUCAUGUGCGGCUGACAUCAGCUGAAGCUAGCAGUCGUGGUACGUUGAAGCCUGUCAUAGCCUAAUAUGUUGGCUCUUGGGGCAAAACUCACAGUCCCUUUCCUCUCAAUAGAUAAUGUGAGGUAAUACAUUUAUCAUUCCUGCAGAGUAAGAGUUGCACUUCCUGGGAGUUCUUCUGCAUCAUUGGGCUUGGUGACAGCAGCUUGCACUAAUCUCUGAUGUUGUAUUCAGAAAGUAGAUUUUAGGGUGACAUGAAGAAGAGGUUAUUUCCUCACCGAAUGAAGAUUCAAGGUUUGUUUUUAUUGUUUUCAAAUGAUAUUCCACACUACAACUGUGUGUGUGUGUGUGUGUAUGCGCUGUGUGCUUUUAUUGUUUUGGUGUGUUGAGUCCUAUACAUUGUGUUCAUGUGGUAAACUAACUCAACUCAAACCUAGAUAGGGUUUGACAUCUGUAUAAAACAAACAGGUUGGUGAAAGGAUGUCCUUAAUUGAAGUGUGGUUGGUCAUGGGAAAGAUGGUAAAGUUGUUGUGGAACCAAAAGAAUGCCAAUAGAAUGUGCAUGUAUUUUCUCUAAAAAUAUCAAGGCCGUCUUAACUUGAGUGUCAUCUUACAGUGCUGUUCUGGUACUACAAUGACACAGUAUUAGGGCACAGCACUGCAACCUGAUUAAUUUCCAAAAGGCUCCUUUCCGCUACCGCGCCACACUCAAACUAUAUUCAGAAUAGACUCUCCCUGAAGUAGUCACAGAGGAAUUCUAUGUCUGGGUUUACAAAACACUAUUUCUAACAGAUUGAUGUUCUGCAUACAAACUAAGGCAUUUCUCAAUGCUCGUGUGUCAGGCCACAGGGUCAAGUUACCAUAAAAAAUGUAAACCAUCUGAGACUAUGUUGACAAACACAGUCUGGAUUUGAAGUGUGACCUGACAGCUACAUCAAUUCAUUGACAAUAUAUUCCUAAACUAACGUUAUGCCAUGAACCGAAUUGUUCCACGUAUGUGCAGCCAGGCUUCCUUUUUCUUUUGAAGUGGUCGGUGCUCCACACUCCUAAUGUAUUCCUGUUCCUCACAAAGGCUUUGUGGAAAUGUAUUUGGCACUACCUAGAACCGUGGAAGGAAACUGAACAAAAGGCAAAUUUGGUUGCACUGUAGCAAAAAAAUGGAAAGUAAUUUUCUUCAGUGGCCACCUGUUCAUGUUCCUCAAGGGCUUUUCAUUUCUCUCUCCACUGAUCCAGGCUGCUAGCUAGCUUGUGUACACACAAACACAGACAGGUGACAAGCCAGUUGAUUGUUGUUUACAAACAAAGUGGGCGGUUGCCUCGGUUUCUUAAAAAAAAAAAACAACCUUGUCACAGCCCCUGCUGUGGCCCUUCAGAGGAACCCAAACAGUGUGUUUUUGUUAUGUCUGCUGUGUUUGAAGCAUGCUCUGUGAGGAUAAAUGGACUGAGAGAGACAAGCAGGCUGAAGACAUCUUAAGUAAAGGGAUACAAUGCAUCUUUGAGUGCCUCUCAGAGCUAGGUGGCCAGAACAAGUUCUACGGAAUCCGCUUCCUGCAAGGCUUUUACUCACGGUUCGGGGAAUGGCUUUUCUAAGAGAGUGGAUAAAUGCAAACAUUAACAUGUCCUCUUUAAUAAAUGUAUGUGGUAUUUUUUAACUC
Sardina pilchardus (European sardine) is the source of this 4018-nucleotide messenger RNA. It is a transcript of the gene appl2, whose product is annotated as adaptor protein, phosphotyrosine interaction, PH domain and leucine zipper containing 2. Lineage: Eukaryota; Metazoa; Chordata; Actinopteri; Clupeiformes; Clupeidae. The record is from RefSeq and is a predicted model, not a curated record. Gene Ontology annotation, biological process: signaling. The transcript is spliced from 22 exons. Gene Ontology annotation, molecular function: protein binding. Gene Ontology annotation, cellular component: endosome membrane; cytoplasm. Bases 36 to 2072 code for a protein of 678 amino acids.